GUAAAGGUGGCAGAGGGCAAGGCAGGCCACGGCGCGGUCGAGGAGGGUCAUCCCGAGGUGGAAGGCCUCCAUUUGGCGCUCCUCGCAGAAAUCCUCUCGGAGUGAAUGCUCGACCUUCUGUCUACACUAUUGCCAAGGCAAGCUCGAUGUCUUAUGCAUUACAUAGACAAAUCUGCUAUGCUGUAUUGCCUCAAUGAAGGUUCUCUAGUUUUAUAAAUUCAAAUUUGAGAGGUUUCGGACAUCUUUUGAUCGUGGGGAGAUGCCCACAACUCUUCAGAAGGAAACAGCAGUCAUAUUGUAGAGAAUGCUCUAAGUUCAUGAUGGUUCUGUUCUUUUGGGAUUUUGUCAAGCACUCUGCAAGGAUGUUUGUGAAAAGUGAGAGAUUUGGUGGAAGUCUACUUAUCAUCUUAUGUAGAGGAGCAUCUUAGGUGAUAACUUAAGAUCUUUCACCAAAUUAAAAUCCUAACAUUUUGAGGCUUCAACUUUCUGCUAUAACUGUUAAAUCAAGAUCUCUCUAGUUUGUAUUGCCAAUCAUAAGAGGGGAAUUUGUGAAGGAUAUCUGCUGCUCUGUGAUGGAUGCCAUUACCAUACUGUGGAAUACUCUUGGGGCGAGAUUUAUGUUGUAUCACAGUUCAUAGAAUCUUGCGAAUGUGGUUUUCCUUUACCGAACUUGAGAACUGGAGCUCUCACCUUUUGUAUGGCACUGACAUGUCGUUCCGCAGAACCAAGAACUUUCCAUGGCAGAGUGGUCUGAUUGAAGAAAGUCUUAAGGCAGCUGGGCUGUCAGGAUUGGAAGCUGGUACAAAGUUAUUUAUUUCGAACUUGGACGCUGGGGUUUCCAAUGAAGAUAUUAGGGAGCUGUUUUCUGAGAUCGGAGAGUUGAUUCGGUAUUCCAUUCAUUUCGACAAAAAUGGGCGCCCACGUGGUUCAGCUGAAGUUGUUUUUGCAAGACGGAGUGAUGCAUUUCAAGCACUUAAACGUUACAACAAUGUCCAAUUGGAUGGAAAGCCUAUGAAGAUAGAGAUAGUUGGUUCCAAUGCAGAGAUCCCAUUGUUGGCUCGUGUUAAUGUAGUGGGUGGAGCAAAUGGCAAGAAAAGGACAGUUGUCAUGGCGUCUGGACAUGGUCGUUCAAGAGGUGGUUUUGCACCGGCAAGUCGUGGUUCUGGACACAGAGGUCGUGGAGGUUCUGUUACUGGACGCGGAGGUGCAGGUCGUGGCGGUGGCCGUGGUCGUGGAGGUGCACAAUGGAGAAAGAAGGUUGAGAAAUCUGUUGAUGACCUUGACAAGGAACUUGACAGUUAUCACGCGGAGGCAAUGCAAACCUAGAGAUGGGCUUGAGCUAUUAUUCACUUGUUGAGAUAUCUGUUUAGCUGUACAAUCUGGGUGUGCUUACAACUGCUCAAGUCUGUUAUCUUUACAUAAUGCUUUGGAUGAUAUUGCUUUCAGUAGCUGGAUGAUGGUAUUACUAUUAUCUUAAUAGUAAAGUAGUCCUUUGCUUUUUAUAAUACUAUAAAAUAUGUUUAUAUGUUUA
Messenger RNA from Salvia splendens (bonfire salvia), 1531 nucleotides. Its product is annotated as THO complex subunit 4D. The transcript is spliced from 6 exons. Bases 577 to 1326 code for a protein of 249 amino acids. Gene Ontology annotation, cellular component: nucleus. Lineage: Eukaryota; Viridiplantae; Streptophyta; Magnoliopsida; Lamiales; Lamiaceae. The record is from RefSeq and is a predicted model, not a curated record. Gene Ontology annotation, molecular function: mRNA binding. Gene Ontology annotation, biological process: mRNA export from nucleus.